Molecule: messenger RNA, 2103 nt
Organism: Exaiptasia diaphana
Lineage: Eukaryota; Metazoa; Cnidaria; Anthozoa; Actiniaria; Aiptasiidae
Exons: 1
Coding region: 310-1836 (508 amino acids)
Source: RefSeq, a predicted model, not a curated record
GAUUAGCAUUGGAUUUGUAAAACCACAUCCCGCAACUCCAUUUUUAUUUAUCGUCUCGCCUGUACAUUCCCAUACGUACUUUCAAUUUCAUGUUCAUUAUUCUCCUUCCCCUUUUCAUUUCUUUCAUAUUCAACUCACAAAAGAUUAUUAAUCGCAAAAAAUAUAUUCUUUUCUUAAUUUUCAUACAUUCAACUCACAACAAAAAAACGGAAACAAAAGUAUCAAAAGUCCGAAGUCCGAAAUCAGAAGUCCGAAGUCCGAAGUCGGAAGCGCCGAAAUCGGAAGGCCCUUCUCGGCCAUCGUACGAAAAUGCUCGCUGAAAUCGUUGUUUUUCUAGCUUUCCUGGUGGAAAACUGCUCUGGAGUAUUUAUAGUCAGAGCGUAUGGUGCAAACAACGGAGAACGAGCUCAUUCUCAGCAAGAAGAUCCUUUGAUCGAACUACAAGACUUUACUGAGUUCGACCAAGACGAUCAUGUAUUCCAAGAGUUCSAUCCACCAGACGGUCACGAGGCAGAUCCUAAAGCUUGGAGAAUGAGCUUACCGUCUUGGAAAAGAUCACUUAAGGAAUGUUUGAAGAACAUCAUCAUGAUACAAACCGUGACAGGAAGUUUGAUUGGGUUGAUUGGAGUUGGGUUUGCGAUUUGCCACUUCACCUUUGCAGACUGGUGUUUCACUAUGAACAGCCAAUGGAAUAAGAUGCCAAUAAAGGUUCAAAGACUUCGAGUUACCACCCAGGCCCUGCAWGGAGCAGUAAUUGAGAUGUGGGAUUUUGCAACAAUUUCGUGCGUGUUUCCWCUUUCACUUAUCAAAGAACUCCAUUUGUUGACCUUGAACGUGUUGGCAGCCUUCGUCGAUAUGACUUACAGAAUUUACCUGCAAAUGAUUGGAAUGUACGGYGUUUCCUGGAGAUCCUUUCCUCUUAAYGGUCUAUUUACUACUGUCUUAAUUGUCAAUMACUACCUGUUAGCUCGUAAAUUCUACCCAGUAUCCUUAAAAAACACCUUGAAACUAGACUUYAUUCUCUCUGCACAGUUCAUCCUUGGAUUGCCUGCCGCGUUACUAGUUGUCUAUGGAUUGCUUCCCUGGUAUAUCAAGCAAAAUGGACAUGUCAAAGUCAUCAUUGCUUCARUGUCUCCRUUGCUCACUGCUAUCCCCAAAGUAGUWRSUCGACUUGGUGCUCAGACCCUUCAUGGGAUCGUCCAUCCUGGAACAGGUUUUGUAUUUGUGUCUGCACUUUACGCAGGCUCAGCCGUUGUAYUUAGAGUAAUGCAGUCCGAUAUUACUGAAUUCCGCCUGUUUGUUCUACUUGGGAUCGCUCACGCUGCUAUAGACCUCGUUGAACGGAUAACUGUGACAAUGAGAGAUCAGAUCUGGGAUUACUUGUAUCGCUUGGUGCGACGACGAAGACGUCCUACACCGAAAUACGUCAGUCUUCGAAGUCGACGGUUUGUUGCAGACCUUACGAUUCAAAUCAUGCUACAGGAAGCUAGUGGAUUAGUUUGUUCGUUAGGGUUUAUGAAUGUUUAUCAAAUCCUAUAUAGUCACGAGAAACCUUUCAUCGAUAUUGAUGUCGUAGUGGGCUUUUUCAAGCGCGUUGUUUUUGGUCUUUUAAUAGAUUUAGUUUUCAAUACAAUUUCGCUUUUGAUUCAGACKAGAGUCAUGAAUAUAGCCGUGGGUCGGGUGUGGAAAAGAAAAUGGCGGUACCACAUUAUAGUUAAUAUUCUUCUUGUAUCGAUUACUGUGGUGUAUUCUAGUGGUUAUCUGUUGAAAGUUGUACAAAAUAAGUAUAGUGACAUACACCUCAAGCAGAACUGUUCGUAUCCAGAUUUUCUGUAGACAAGAAGCAACAUCGCUCUAUAAUUUUGUAAUAGGUUCACGGCUCUUUGAAGUAUUUAGUUGGCGGAUUCAGGGGAUUCGAAAGUGUACGGGGUGUAAUCCUCACCACGAGUUGACUUUGUAUUCGAUAUUUUAUAAAACUAAUUAAUGAUUCUUUUCCUGUUAAUACAAUCACAAGAGUCAUUUAUUUGGUCUGGGUAGUUAUAAUAUGGUUGUACGAUACCAAUAAGUUGUAUGAUGUGCACAAAUAAAUUGUUCUUGUAAAAA